Nezara viridula (southern green stink bug) is the source of this 1817-nucleotide messenger RNA. Lineage: Eukaryota; Metazoa; Arthropoda; Insecta; Hemiptera; Pentatomidae. The record is from the annotation of a GenBank genome assembly.
AAAUCACCUGUUUUAUAAAGAAAUUUCCCAAACAUGUGACAAAGUCACCUCAAUGAUUCCAAAAUUGAAAUACAUAACAAACACUUAACGUACACGACAUGUUUCUUCAAUGCAAUUCUAACUAAAUUUAUUAACAAAAUUCACUUACAUAAAUACUCGAUAGAUUAUGUUAAAAAGAAAAGCUACAGCAUCACUUAGCUAUAAAAUAUUCAAGAGAUGGUCUUCUUGUGGUGGUGGUGGAUCAGGCAAGAAAGGAGUUGUGUUUGGUUGUUAUGACGGAUGUAACCCUGGCGAUUUCAAAUUAUCCAAAGCAGCAGCUUUAUUCGACAGUGGACAAUCUGGAAAACUUUCGGAAUUGCUAAAAGGCACCGGAGUACCUCUCGGCCAGGCCCAGGUCUUCUCCAAUUUAGGGGAUGACUUCGCCGCCGUUGCAGUGGCAGGAGUCGGCCCUGAAGGAGCUGGGUACGAUCCCCUUGAACGGUUGGAUGUAUGUAAAGAGAAUAUCAGGAUUGCAGCGGGCGUUGGAGCCAAGAAGCUGCAAGACCAGGGUAUCAACCAAAUACUGGUCGAAGGCUUCACGUCACCGGAGCCCGCUGCGGAGGGGGCUUCCCUCGCUGUUUGGAAGUAUCAGGACCUGAAGAACCCGGAGAAGAGGCAGCCCUUGGCUACACUGCUGCACUACGAGCCUGGAGCCGGAAACGCGGACAAGGAGGAGUGGGAGAAAGGAGUUUGCAAGGCCGAAGCACAAAACUUGGCUAGGUAUAUAGAAGAGGUACCAGCUAACUUGAUGACUCCAACAAUAUUCGCAGAGAACGCAAUUGAAGCCGUAUGCCCAUGUGGUGCUCAGGUAGAAGUCCACGACUUGGACUGGAUUGAGACAAAUAAGAUGGGGGCAUUCGCGGCUCUAGGCAAGACAUCCUGUGAGCCGCCAAUGUUCUUGGAGCUGAAAUAUUGUGGAGGUGCGAUUGAAGACGAACCUGUCGUUUUUGUAGGUAAAGGAAUCACCUACGAUACAGGAGGUCUCUGCCCCAAACCAUGCGAUGAAAUGUCCGAGUACAGGGGAGACCUUGCAGGAGGAGCUGUGAUAUUGGGAACCAUCAGGUGCAUUGCGAGGAUGGCCCUCCCAAUCAACGUCAUCGGUCUGAUUCCACUCUGUGAACAUAUGUUCGGCGGAUACGCAACCAAGCCCGGAGAUAUAGUGAUACCUUCCAACGGGAAGUCUAUCCGGAUCGUCGAUCCUAACAACGAAGGUUCAGUCCUAUUAUCUGACGCUCUGAUUUACACUCGGCGUCACAAACCUUGCGCUGUCGUGAGCAUAGCUUCACUCACCCUUGGAAUGAGGUCUACAGUAGGAACAGCUGCUUCUGGCACGUUUACCACUUCGAAUGAAAUGUGGUUCGAACUAGACCGUGCUGGUGGUGAAACUGGAGAUAGAUUUUGGAGAUUUCCAAAUUUUUGGAAAACAUAUACCAGGAGAGUAACAGAGGUAACUGGCGCUGAUAUCUGCAAUGUCGGGAAAGGAAGUGGGAACAGUUGUCUUCAAGCAGCAUUUUUAAAAGAAUUCAUCCACGAAGUUGACUUCGCUCACAUCGACAUCGGAGGGACAGGGAUGCUGGCCAGCGGCAUAGGCCACCCGUACCUGGCCGCAGGAGUGAUGAGCGGUCGCCCGACGAGGUCUAUCGUCCAGUUCCUCUACCAAAUAGCCUGCCCUCACACCAAAGGAGACGAUUGUUAACGAGUUAGCAGCGAGUGUUGUUAUAUGAGUGUCGUCUAUAUUUAUGCAGUACAAAUACUUAAUACAAUCGUUUCUCAUAAAC